AUGUUGGUCGCCAUGACUGCGAUGCUCGUGUCCGUGGCGGAGUUCUCAAAUAUUCUGUCCGUUUUGGCCGUGCUCAUGUGCUUCUGCGCCAUGUUCUUGCUGAUAAUGAGGAAUAUGACAGUAUUUUGGCUGCACGGCGAAGAACUAAUGUUUGGUGGUAACGCAGUACAUCCUGUACAACAAAGAAUACCACAGAUGAAAAUGAUGAAAGUCCACAUACCGUUCACAUUUAAAUUACAUGAAACAUCUAAUUCUUCKUACUCGGAUCUUCGAUGCACGGUCUCAAGCCAAGUACCAUAUACAUUGCAAGCAUUUUGGGGCGUUUCCAUCCGAGAACUUCAUCAUUUCCUGUGGAAGGCAUGGAGCUCAUUUCAAACAGCCGUCAAGGAUGAUUCAUUACUCCGUGGACAUUACCAACAUUGUGGAUUAACUUUGCACGAAACAAGCCAUACUGAAAAAACCAUUCAGAUGUUUAUGCCAGAGGGAAAAUUGGAUUUGGGAACUCCCCCUCGGCAUUGCUACCCUUUGGUUAUAUUCCUUAUACGCGACAUUCCUGAAAAUUCCACUUUACAUCCAGACGAAACGGUGGCAUUGAUAAAUGUAGUACAUAUCCAGGAUAACGUGUGCACGUUGCCUACGAACAUUUUGGCGCAGUACCUGAAACAAGCGAACGGACAACUGUCAUCAUUAAAGCAACUCUAUUUGGCCACCGGCAACGCUCUCAGUUAUCAAGACGACGCCUGCAGCGAUGACGCGUCACAGAGGGCUGUCGUUCUGGACAACGGCGGCGGAAGCGGCUUGAUCACCAGUCAGGAACAAUUGUGCGUCGUGUGUCAGUUCUACCCGCUGUCCAGAGCCCUGUUGCCGUGCCGUCACACGUGCAUAUGCGCAUCGUGCUUCGGCAAGCUGGAGACGUGCCCGAUGUGCCGCAGUCCGAUCAAGAGCUACUUCUGCGUGCGCAACGAAGAUUAUUUGGCCGACUGCGCAUCCGGCCUAGACAAGACGGGAGCGUCGACCAAGCGACAGGCGUUUUCCCAGUGGAUUCAAAAUGGUAUUACGGAAUUCCUCGGCCUACAUUAGGCCUCCAAACCCACCCACACCCCGCCAACCMUCUCCUCCUACCACUGAGCCCGCCAUCAUCGCCUCCACAAGUCCCGCAUUUUUCCUCCCGCUCGGUCCCCAUCAUCAUGCUCUUCUUCUCUUUAUUUCUCUUAACUCAAAUCAGCCGUUUACCUUAAGCAAAAAAUAUCGUAUACGUUUUUACACAUAUACCUACACGGUGUAAACAGACAAACUCACAAACACAUCAAUCGGUUUAUAACAAUUCCUCCACUCUCCCACCCAUUUAUUCAAUGCAAAUUAUUCGAUAUAAAAGUGAAUAUAACAUAUACUUCAAACUUAUGAAUUUAUAGCGUUUGGCAUAUUCACCUUGAAUAUCAUAUAUUUUGUUUUUCGUCCCCUCAUCAUGUCCCUCCUAUUUUAUUUAUUAAGAUAUUGUGCACAAAUAUUAUUAUAUUUAUAAUGCUACAUAAAUCGGUCUGACAAUGAGGUAUAACUACCAAAAACACGCUUACCAUUGUUGUGUGUAAUGUCUGCAUACGGAAAAGAGAUGUUGACCUAUUCACAUUUAGCAGGGGUGUUGGUGGUGUGAAAUAAUAAUCUAUUUUACGAACAAAAAGAAUUGUGUAUAGAGACGCUAGUCGAUCAAGUUCUUUUUAUUUCCAGAAUCACGAAACGAACGAAUAUAAUAAUAUUUUCUAUUUUAUGAAUUUAUCACAAUUGUUUCUCCCCUCCCCCCCUAUAUAACAUAUCUUUUGUUAUAGACUUAUUUAUCACAGAAAAGUUCCUUAUACAUAAUAUGUGUUAUACUAUAUAAUAUUCAUAAAUAUUUUACUCUCUCGAAAAAAACCAUACGUACAACACUUAACUGUUUUAAUUUCAAAAGUGCACGAACAUAAAUUUAAAAUAUAUUAAAUAAAAAUAAUCUUCCAUGAUGUAAUUGUUGGACGUGCUAUCGCUCUGCAUUUAUAAACGCUAUUUUUAUUAUCUUCCGUGUGCAUAAUGUAAUAUUAUAAUGGUUUAUUAUUUAUACAUGAAAUCAUCAUUAUUAU
This is a messenger RNA of Diuraphis noxia (Russian wheat aphid), 2111 nucleotides long. Its product is annotated as cell growth regulator with RING finger domain protein 1-like. Lineage: Eukaryota; Metazoa; Arthropoda; Insecta; Hemiptera; Aphididae. Gene Ontology annotation, biological process: negative regulation of cell growth. The record is from RefSeq and is a predicted model, not a curated record.